UAGUGCGGUUGGUACCCCUUCGCAAAUUGACACAGUCCUUCGUGUUCACCGAAGCAAAUCCCAGCAACCCCGCGGACACGCACGGCGAUGGGUGGCGGCGGCCUCCUCGACCUGGAGAAGCACUUCGCCUUCUACGGCGCGUACCACAGCAACCCGGUCAACGUGUUCAUCCACAUGCUAUUCGUCUGGCCCAUCUUCCUCACGACCGUCCUGCUCCUCCACAUCACAGCUCCUUCCGUCCACGCCGCCGCGGUGGCGGCCGCGAUCUACGGGACCUUCUACAUCUCCCUCGACCGCCGGUCGGGCGCCCUUGCUGCUCUACUCUGUUUCCUCUGCUGGGCUGCCAGCGCCGCCCUCGCCGCCCGGCUCGGUUUCUCCACCGGAUGGAAGGUUGUAUUGGUAACUCAGGUGUUCUGUUGGACUAUGCAAUUCGUUGGCCAUGGAGUUUUUGAGAAGCGAGCACCUGCUUUAUUUGACAAUCUUGCCCAGGCUCUCUUGAUGGCUCCAUUCUUUGUGCUUCUAGAGGUUCUUCAUGAGUUUGUUGGGUACGAGCCAUAUCCUGGCUUCCAUGCCAAUGUAAAAAAGUUGAUUGAUGCUAAACGCAAGGAGUGGGAGGAUAAGAAAGCAAAGAAAUUGUCCUGAGGUGUGGCCAACAACUCCUGAUGCUAUCUGCAUUGUGAAAAAGUAUCUGAUGAGAUCCACCCUGUUUGAUGUUGUGUUGUGUUACUGAAGAUAUACUGAACAGUGGAGUAAUAUGACCACCUACUUACUGGUGUUGAAGUUGUUUGUGAGUGUAUGUAAAGAACUGGAUUCGUCGUACUUAAUAAACGAAAUGACCGGCCCUGCAACAAAGUGCAAACACAGA
Molecule: messenger RNA, 865 nt
Organism: Brachypodium distachyon (stiff brome)
Lineage: Eukaryota; Viridiplantae; Streptophyta; Magnoliopsida; Poales; Poaceae
Exons: 4
Coding region: 88-642 (184 amino acids)
Biological process (GO): sphingoid catabolic process
Cellular component (GO): endoplasmic reticulum
Source: RefSeq, a predicted model, not a curated record